CUCAUCCAUUACAUUCCCCUCAUUUAUUCUGUAGAUCCACUGAGCGCAGCACAGCACAAUAACUCACAUACAGUUUCAAUUCCAACCAUAUUCGCUGCACGGGAACAAAAUGGUGAGGAGUGAAAGGCAACGAAGAGAGGUGAAGACCGAAGACUUAUUUCUGGAGUCCGAAACAUCUUUGGAUCAGCAAGAUUUUGAGAUGUCUACUUGUCCUUUCAAUGACGUUUUCAACUCCAGAGACUCUUCCAUGAUAAACACUUUCCUGAAAAAUGUACAAGUUUUACUGGAGGCUGCCAGUUACAUUGAGAGCGCCGAGAGGAAGGAUGGAAAGUGUGAACACGGAUAUGCCUCGACCUUUCCGUCUAUUCAGCACUCCAGCUACCAGAGACAAAGGAAAUUCCGAAAUAAAAAGUGCAACAACAACCACAACAGGUCCACACACAAUGAGUUGGAGAAAAAUCGACGAGCCCACCUUCGUUUGUGUCUGGAGCGAUUGAAGGCUCUCAUCCCGCUGGGACCAGACUGCAGCCGUCACACCACUCUGGGACUGCUCAACAAGGCCAAAGCACACAUAAAGAAACUGGAGGAAGCAGAGCGUAAGUCUCAGUAUCAGUUGGAGAAUUUGGAGCGAGAGCAGCGCCACCUCCAGCGGCGACUGGACCUGCUGCGGGGCGGCGGGGGCGUGCUUGGGCGUGCUGAGGGCGUGCUGGAGGGCGAGAGGAUACGCACUGACAGCGUAGGCUCCACCCUCUGCUCAGAGCGAUCGGAUCGCUCUGAUUCAGACCAAGAAGAGAUGGAGGUGGACGUGGAGAGCACAGAGUUCUCUCAUGGAGAGCUGGACAGCAUCAGCACAGCCAGCACCAGCGAUCUGGACGACCACAGCAGUCUACAGAGCACUGCCAGCGAUGAGGGCUACUCCUCCUGCAGCAUCAAACUGGCCUUCAGCUCAUAAAACGAGCUCCCCUUUACACACAUACACACACAUACAUAUACACACACACAUACACACUAUCCCAGCCUUUGAAAUGAGUCCCUUUCCCUCCUCAACCAAUCAGAGACUUUUAAGUCAGGUGACCAGAACACCACCGCCCUAUAGAAUGCCUGAUUUAUUGUUUUAAGUUUGUGAAUGUAUCUGAGAGAAUAUGAAUGAGAUGGAAACAAUCUGUGAUUGUGAAUUAAUUGGGUUAUUAGAUGGUGUUUUAUUCCUGAAUAAGAUUCUUCUGAUAAUUGUCAGCAUCUAAAUCCCCUUUUUCCGAAAGGAAAGCUAAGAUGUAUAAAAAAAAUAGAUGUUGAUUUUUAAUUCAAACCCGAUUGUUAAUUCUCUACAUGAAUGGGUCGUGAACUGGUCACUAGGGAAACUAUUCAACUAAACCCACCAAAGUGGAUCACCUGAGAAGCGUAUCAACACAAGAAGCCCCAAACCUGUCGAUUUCCUUUUCAUCCGGUCUAAUGGUUCUAACGCCGCUGCUCAACGGCGACAAGGACUGUCAUUGGUGCUACGUGACAAAACCAAUAAAGCAGAAAGAUCUACUGCAUUCAUCAAAGACAACAGAAAAACAACUAUCCCAUGGCUGUGGGAAUUUUUGGUGCAUUUAAACCGUGGAACCACUUUCCACGCUGCAGCUAAAACCCAGCGAUCUUUGCACUCGACCGCAUAAGCCCUCUGUAGAACUGGCGCCACGUCAGAGAAAUAUCCACCCCUGCGUUUAACUAGAUGUCUCUCCUGGCAGAAAUAAGCAAUAAACUCUUGUAGUCAGAACAACACAUUAGCACUCCUACUCCUGAGACACAACGCUUGUGUCCGUCCAAAAGAGCAAUGCCAACUUGCUCGUUUUUGUACAUAAAUACGAUAGUUUAAUAAAUUAAAGUUAAAAUAAAAAAUGAGUUGAAAAAAGGUAGUUACCCAUGGGUAGAAAUUGCCUCUGUUGUCUUGUGUUUUGUGCAUUUUAAAUUAUAUUUUUGCAAAGAUUGACUAUCUUCCUCCUGAGAGUCUUUUGUGGUGGCAUGGACAGUAUUAUUUGUUCAUUAUGCUGGAUGAAACGCAAAUAGUUUCAAUUCUUUGGCUGCCCCAAGGAAUUUUAUUACUUUCUUUAAAACUAAACAACCAGAAGAAAAACAACACGCUGAAGUACUAAAAUCGGACAUCACACAAGAGGCAGUGGUCGUGGGACGCCAAGGCGUGGACCUCUGUAGAAGGUAUGCUAACUCUGAGUGGCGCUCAUUAUUUAUUGUUUUAUAGCUGAAAGGCAUUCCACUACUUGUAUCGUGUGCUGUGGACGUGGAGUGAGCGGCGCUUUCAAAGGGUGCUUUCACACUGGCAGUUCAAUUCAAAACGGGACACGGUUCACAUGAAAAUUGGUAAUGUGAAAGCUGUCGUGCGGAACCCUGAGCACACAGGGGUACUGAACCCUAGAUUACCUGUAGCAGGUGCUCUGAGUUCAGUUACACUGGAACUGUGGUGCGACACGCAUGAAUGUGAAUGCAAACUUGGACUCGGGUGCGCACUUGUUCAGGAAGCAGAGUAACCUGCGCAUGCAGUUUAGCCAAUGGCAAAGUCAUUAGUUAAACAAAAUGCAUGUAAGGGAUGACAUUGGUGAUGAUUUACCAUGGAUACAAGUGAGUGAGUGCAAAUGAAUGGUUCGCAAUCCGCUGUCUCCUCGAAAAUGUCCGUUUGCAAGCAGCAGAAGGCCGCCUUCUUGCGACGCACAUACAGUAAACCCAAGUGUCCUUCACUCUGGUGCGCAUAAUAGGACCAAAUGAAUAAAAAAAACAAUAUAUUGACCCUAUCAUGCACCGUGCACAUUUGUGAUGACGUACGAUGAUCGCGAAUGCUAGAAUUAAGUGUGAAACCAGACCAACGCUGCGGGGUCGCGCUGGGAACAAAAUCGGACUCAGACCGCAGCAAACCUGCCCAGUGUGAAAGCCUCCAAACUCGGCACGAAGCGCUUCAAGCUCUUUCUUCCCGCUGUACUGUAUGUUAAAUUCAUUUUUUUUCUCUCUUUAUUUUGUGUGAAAAGAAGCAUUCAGAAUUUAACUUUCCUCAAGUCGUAUUUAUUUUCUUUCCUUGAUCCGAAAUCAGAGGUAAAAAGGUUAACUUAUUUUGCUAGUAAAAUCUAUGAUGGCAUUCCCCUCCCAGUUCUGUUCCCUAGUUCUGUUGUAAACCGUAAAUCCACUCCAUCUGUGAUGUAUUAUUUUUAUUUUAUUGUUCUUUCCCAAAUGCAGAGCUGCUUUUUAGUGCAUAUUAAAGCCAAGUCUAAUUUGUAAUCGUUCUGCCUGCAAUAGAGCAGCACGGACAUCUGCUAGUGUCCCGAUCCAGCAUCAACCAAAUGCUUUUGGCUGCUGAACAGCCCAUAUGUGUCGAGUAGUUCUACUCACCCCUGUUAAGAGAGUUUUAGUGUUGACUGUUUUAGUCGGGUGUAAAUUCAUUGUGUUUAGAAUGAACUGUUUCAGUCGUGCGGAGGAAAGUCACUGUUUGCACGUUGGAACCGAAUUCAAAGCGUUGCUCUAUCAACACCUCGCCAAACCACAGACGAGAACCUCCAUCGUCGUCCUCCUCCACAGAGGACACGGUUCUUUUUUUUUCUUCUUUUAUUGUCUCUCCUUUUCAUUCAUAUUGAUUUAUUGGUUUAUGAAUCUGCACUAUUUAAAGCCAGGGCCCAUACUUAGAUGCCAGUGCUUUUUUGUUUUAUUUUAUUUUGUUUAAUUUAUUUUUUGAAGAGAAUGGGCCAUGUUCUUUUUAGGCCACCGUACCGACCCAGGCCCGUAUUCAACGACACUUCCAAGAGAAAUGGUGCCUGUCUGGGAUCAGCUCUCCCACAUCUCUGUGAUCUCAGUCGCUCCUGAGGAAAAGAAAAAUGUUUAACGGAUCCUGAAACAGCAUCUGUUUUUUUGUUUUGUUUUGUUUUUCUUUUUCAAGAGACUCGGGAAAAGGGGUUUGUUAAAGGCUGAGCUUUUCCACCCUGGGAGGACAGAGGUCCUUGAUGAACUUGUGGCCAUUCUUUGUAAACAUGCACUCUGAUUCUAGCUGUGAGUUAAAAUGCAAUACUUACAAUAAACACCAAGAUUGUCAAAAAAAAAAAAAAAAAAAAAAAAAAAAAAAGAUCAA
Megalobrama amblycephala (Wuchang bream) is the source of this 4105-nucleotide messenger RNA. It is a transcript of the gene mxi1, whose product is annotated as max interactor 1, dimerization protein. The record is from RefSeq and is a predicted model, not a curated record. Gene Ontology annotation, biological process: regulation of transcription by RNA polymerase II. Lineage: Eukaryota; Metazoa; Chordata; Actinopteri; Cypriniformes; Xenocyprididae. Gene Ontology annotation, molecular function: RNA polymerase II cis-regulatory region sequence-specific DNA binding; protein dimerization activity; DNA-binding transcription factor activity, RNA polymerase II-specific.